AUGGGUAUUCCUAUAAGCGACGGAAAUACGCUAUACACACUGCAUUUUGCAGAUGACCAGGUCAUAUUUGCUCAGGACAAAGACGAUAUUGAGUUCAUGACCCGAAAGCUUAUGGAAGAAUACCACAAGUGGGGACUCACAGUGAAUAUGUCAAAAACCCAGUACAUGUGCGUUGGAGGAGAAAAUGAAGAUCUGAUGUUGGAGGGAGGAUUGAAGAUCAAAUCCUGCGAAGACUACGUAUACUUUGGAACUGUAAUAAGCCAAAAUGGAAGGACUGAUAAGGAAAUUCAACAAAGAAUAAAUAAAGGUAGGAAAAUAAUCGGAGCAUUAAAUUCAAUACUAUGGUCAAAAGAAAUCUCUAAACAACAUAAACGAGAUAUUUACAACGUUACCCUAAGGAGUGUUGUGUUGUACGGUUGCGAGGCCUGGCAGUUGAGUGUGUUACAACAGAAUCGUCUUCUGGCCUUAGAAAUGGAUUUCUGGAGAAGGUCAGCUGGAGUCUCUAGAAUACAGAGAAUACGCAAUGAACGUAUAAGAGAGAUUAUGGAUGCCGAAACAACAAUAAUAGAUGACAUCAAAAAGGCACAACUUACUUGGUAUGGACAUGUGCAGAGGAUGCAGGACGAACGUAUUCCCAAACAAAUAUUGAACUGGAUACCCCCUGAACGACUAAAAAGAGGAAGACCAAAAACAACUUGGAUACAGGGAAUACAAAAGGCCAUGUCAGAAAGAAAUUUGGCACCAGGAGACUGGUUGGACAGAGGCCGAUGGAAACUAGGAACCGGAAGGCGGUUAACGCUAUGA
This is a messenger RNA of Coccinella septempunctata (seven-spotted ladybird), 804 nucleotides long. RefSeq lists its product as uncharacterized. The coding region runs from base 1 to 804 and encodes 267 amino acids. The transcript has a single exon. NCBI's taxonomy places the organism in Eukaryota, Metazoa, Arthropoda, Insecta, Coleoptera, Coccinellidae. The record is from RefSeq and is a predicted model, not a curated record.